Argentina anserina (silverweed cinquefoil) is the source of this 1434-nucleotide messenger RNA. RefSeq names its product UDP-glycosyltransferase 90A1-like. The record is from RefSeq and is a predicted model, not a curated record. Gene Ontology annotation, molecular function: UDP-glucosyltransferase activity. The transcript has a single exon. Bases 1 to 1434 code for a protein of 477 amino acids. NCBI's taxonomy places the organism in Eukaryota, Viridiplantae, Streptophyta, Magnoliopsida, Rosales, Rosaceae.
AUGGGUUCCGUUUCAAAUUCCCCGUACAAUAAUCCAUCAGAGCCACCGCAGCGCCGCCAUGUUGUUUUGUUCCCUUUCAUGUCCAAAGGCCACACCAUUCCACUCCUCCACCUCUGCCGCCUCCUCCUCGCUCGAAACCUCGACGUCACCGUUUUCACCACCCCAGCCAACCGCCCCUUCAUCGACCAAUUCCUCUGCUCCACUACGGCAUCUGUCGUCGACAUCCCAUUCCCUCAGAACAUCCACCCUGAAAUCCCCGCCGGCGUCGAGAGUACCGACAAGCUCUCCUCCGUCACCGAACGCCUCUUCAACCCCUUCGCGCUCGCCACAAAACACAUGCAAGAUGACUUCGAGAAAGCUCUAAGCUCUCUCCCACGUGUCAGCUUCAUGGUCUCCGAUUCCUUCCUCUGGUGGACACUCGACUCCGCCACCAAGUUCGGUUUCCCGAGGCUCGCUUUUUACGGCUUCAACAACUACGCCGGCUGCGUGUCCAGAGCCGCCGCUGUGGAUCACCUCCUACAGGGCGUCGAGUCGGACAAUGAGUUAAUCACGCUGCCUCGUUUUCCUUGGAUUAAGGUUACCAAACAGGACUUCGACUCUUCUUUCACAAACCCUAGUCCUGAAGGGUCAGAGUUUUUCAUGACCAUGAUUGUAGCCGUCAUGAACAGCUUUGGUCUUGUCACCAACAGUUUCUACGAGCUCGAACCUGCUUUCGUCGACUACUGGAACACCGAGUGUGGCCCAAAGUCAUGGAAUGUCGGACCACUCUGCCAGCUGAAAGCUAAACCAGAGCACCGUCAUCCUAAGCCUGUGUGGAUUGAAUGGCUCGAUAAGAAGAAGAUUGAAGGGAGCCGUGUUUUGUACGUGGCAUUCGGAACUCAAGCGGUGAUAUCAUCUGAGCAAGUUCAGGAGAUAGCCAAGGCGUUGGAGAAGUCGGAGCUAAAUUUUCUAUGGGUGAUAAGGAAGAAAGAGAGCUUCAGUACUUGGUGGGACUCGGAAUUUGAAGAGAGGGUGAAAGGGAGAGGGAUGGUGGUGAGUGAGUGGGUUGACCAGACGGAGAUACUAAACCAUGAGAGCGUGGAUGGCUUUUUGAGUCAUUGCGGGUGGAACUCGGCGAUGGAGGCCAUUUGCGCUGGAGUGCCGAUUCUGGCAUGGGCGAUGAUGGCAGAGCAGCCGCUGAACGCCAGGAUGGUGGCGGAGGAGAUAAAGGUAGGUUUGAGAGUGGAGACGUGUGACGGGUCGGUUAGGGGGUUUGUGAAGGCAGAGGGGCUUGAGAAGAUGGUGAAGAAGUUGAUGGAGGAGGAGGAGGGAGAGGUGGUUAGGAAGACGGUGAAGGAGUUUUCUGAGGCAGCAAGGAGAGCGGUGGAGGAGGGAGGAUCGUCGUGGCAGACGUUGCAGUCGCUCAUUGAUGAGGCAUGCAGUAAAGAAAUGUAA